CAACUUCAGUCACACUCCCCCUUCCCCCUCUUCCACUCCCUCCCACCUCUACUCCUCUUUCUCUCCUGGGAAAGGAGAUCCUGAGGUUGGGGGUGACUACUUGAGGGCUGGAGAAGGGGAAGGUGUGCACUAGUGCAUCCCUUCUUGGUGCUUGUUGAUGGAAAAACUGCUGUCCGAAGUGACUAAACCCCUCCAGACGUGGUUGUGGUGGUGGUGAAGAAUGUCUGAUGACGAUUCUGAUGAAUUGGAGGAGGAGGAGGACAACUUGUUUCGUCUCGGGGAAUAUGAAGGAGAACGCAAUGAGAAAGGUGAACGACAUGGAUAUGGGAAAGCAUUAUUGCCCAAUGGGGAUAGGUAUGAAGGACAAUAUGAAAAUGGCAAAAGACAUGGUCAGGGGAUCUACAAAUUUAAGAAUGGUUGUCAAUACAUUGGACAAUACCAAGAAAAUAAAAAACAUGGUCAUGGCGUUUUUUUCUAUACAGACGGAUCAAAAUAUGAAGGAAACUGGGUAAACGAUGAAAGGCAAGGCUUUGGAGUAUAUCAAUAUACAAAUAAUGAUACAUAUACAGGACAGUGGUUUGCUGGCCAAAGACAUGGGAGAGGAACUUACUUCUAUGCUGAUACUGGCUCCAAGUAUGUCGGUACUUGGAUAAAUGGACAACAACAGGGAACAGGAGAACUCAUUCACCAAAAGCACAGAUACCAGGGCAAGUUUAUGGGAAAAAAUCCAGUGGGCCCUGGAAAGUAUAUUUUUGAUAUUGGAUGUGAGCAGCAUGGUGAAUAUGAACUUAAACAAAAGGAAGAAGCGGGAGAAGGAGAGGAAGAUGAAGUUGUAAAACCUCUUGAUCCAUUGUGGAAAGCUAAAAAAAUUACUCCAUUAACCUUCUACACACCACCUCUUGAUGAAGUACCACUACCAACAGACCCCCAAACAUCUGAAGCUAGUGAAAAUGUUCUUGCUGAUGAAGGAAAAGCUACUGAAGAAAAUAAAGAGGGAAAAGAUCAAGAAGCCCUUAAUAAUGAAGACAGUAAGAAAGAGAUUAGCUUUGGAAUAGCUAAAGGGAAGUCCUGGAUCACUAAAGUGGAGAUUUUUAUUUUCCAGUCAAAGCUGCUUCUGAAAAUAGUGAGUAAGAGAAAAAAGAAAGACAAUGAAAAUCACCAACUUAAAACUGAAUGAACCAAGAGAAAAGGAGAUUGCACAGCAGUCUGUACCAAGGACACACAAAGUAAAAAGUGGCACACCAAACUAAAAAAACCUUCAAUUAUAAGAGCUGAGGGACAGAAACCAUGCUCAAUUUGGGAAGGAUUAUCACCAGAAAGUUUGACUCCAGGUAAUUUGUUUACCUAUGGCAAUUCAUGAAAUUCAUCUAAAGAAUAAAAAUACUGAGUCUGCGUCAGGCAGUGGAGAAAUGACUUAAACCAAUGAAACCUUAAAUGUUUUGGAGUUUCAAAACAAAAAAAUUCCAUGUAAAUCUUUAAGAACUAGGAAUAACUAGAAGACAUUUAAGAAAGUUAUAAAAAUAGCUUGAUGCACCAGCCCUGAAGUCAGGAGAACCUGAGUUCAAAUCUGGUCUCAGACACUUAACACAUCCUAGGUGUGUGAUCCUGGGUAAGUCACAACUCCAAUUGCCUCAGCAAAAAAUAAAAAUAGCUUGAUGAAUUGACAAUUGAAAUUAUAUAACAGUCAUUAGGAAUUGCUGCAAAAUACAAAUAAAUAUUAUUUUAUAUUCAUUCAAUGAUCAUGUCUCAGUCUUGAUUUCUUUUUAAUAUUAAGUAAUUCUUUCCUAAUUAUUACAUAUAAAAAUAUGCAUAUUAAGAUGAAUUCAUAAAAGCAUUUUUUGCAUAAAUUAUUAUGCAACUACUAAGGGAAAUAGGUGACACAAUUGGAUAGGAAACUGGACUUGGAGUCUAGCUUCCUGAAUUCAAAACUGGCCUUAGAUUCUUAUUAGUGACUCUGGGCAAGAUACUUAACUCUGUUUGCCUCAGCUUCUUUAUGUGUCAAAGCUGAAAUAGGUAAUGGCAAAACAAUCCGGUAUCUUUGCCAAGAACACCUCUAAUAAGGUCACAAAGAAUCAAACAUUGAAAUGUUUGAUAACUGAACAAUAACAAGUUAUGAGAUUGAAUAUAAAAGGACAUUUUUGAGACAUUUUGAAGGAAAAUUCAAAAGCAAAUACUGAAUAUAUGAGAUGUGACAGUCAAGUCAAAGAUAGGAGGACAGAGGGCAGAAGAUGAUUUGGUUUGUGAAAUUUUAGUUGGAGGUGAUAGUUGGAAGUGAUAAUAUGAUUUUUUGAAAAGUGUGACAAAUACCAACAACAAAUACUCAUUAUCCCCAUCACAUCAGCUAACAUUUAUAUAAUUCUUACUAUUACCUGGUACUGUGCUAAGUAUUUUACUAUAUUAUCUCAUUUAAUCAUCACAACAACCCUAGAACAUAGAUGCUACUAUUACUCCCAUUUUACAGAUGAGGAAACCAAAGUAAAUAGAGUUUAAGUGAUGUGCCCAGGGUCAUAUAACUAUUAAAUUAUUUCAAAGUCCGAUUCUUCUUGUGCAGCAAAAUAAUUGUAUGGGUAUGUAUACAUAUAUUGUAUUUAACAUAUACUUUAACAUAUUUAACAUGUAUUGGUCUACCUACCAUCUGGGGGAAGGGGUGGGGAGAAAGAGGGGAAAAUUUGGAACAAAAGGUUUUGCAAUUGUCAGUGCUGAAAAAUUACCCAUGCGUAUAUCUUGUAAAUAAAAAGCUAUAAUAAAAAAAAAAAGAAAAUUAUUCUGUACCCUUUAAUCUCAUAGUGUUUCUACUGGGCCUGUAUCCCAAAGAGAUCAUAAAAAAUGGAAAAGGACCUACAUGUGCAAAAAUGUUUGUGGCAGCCUUUUUGUAGUGGCCAGAAACUGGAAAUUGAGUGAAUGCCUAUCAGUUGGAGAAUGGCUGAAUAAGUUAUGGUAUAUGAAUGUUAUGGAUUAUUAUUGUUCUGUAAAAAAUGACCAGCAGGAUGAUUUCAGAAAGUCCUGGAGAGACUUAUAUGAACUGAUGCUGAGUGAAAUGAGCAAAACCAAGAGAUCAUUAUACAUUUCAACAACAAUACUAUAUGAUGAUCAAUUCUGAUGGACAUGGCCCUCUUCAACAAUGAGAUGAAGCAAUCAGUCCCAAUUGUUCAGUGAUGAAAAGAACCAGCUACACCUAGUGAAAGAACUCUGAGAAAUGAGUGUGGACCACAGCAUAGCAUUUCCACUUCCAUUUUUGUCCACUUGCAUUUUUGUUUUCCUUCUCAGGUUAUUUUUACCUUAAUUCUAAGUCCGAUUUUUCUUGUGCAGCAAAAUAACUGUAUGGAUAUGUAUACAUAUAUUGUGUUUAACAUAUACUUUAAUAUAUUUAACAUGUAAUGGACUAUCUGCCAUCUAGGGGAGGGGAUGGAGAGAAGGAGAGAAAAGUUGGAACAAAAGGUUUUGCAAGGGUCAGUGUUGAAAAAUUACCCAUGCAUAUGUCUGGUAAAUAAAAAGCUAUAAUAAAAAUUUUUUUAAAUCACA
This is a messenger RNA of Antechinus flavipes (yellow-footed antechinus), 3522 nucleotides long. RefSeq names its product radial spoke head 1 homolog. The record is from RefSeq and is a predicted model, not a curated record. Bases 221 to 1177 code for a protein of 318 amino acids. Lineage: Eukaryota; Metazoa; Chordata; Mammalia; Dasyuromorphia; Dasyuridae. Gene Ontology annotation, cellular component: nucleus; motile cilium. Gene Ontology annotation, biological process: spermatid development; axoneme assembly. The transcript is spliced from 11 exons.